CCCGGGCCGAUGCUGCUGCCGGCCUGGGAAUUAUGGCUCUACGGGCUCCUCACCGUGGGCUCCCACCUCUACGCGUUCUACGAAGCGCACCAAGUGUCCCGAAAGUAUGAAGCUGUGAUGGACAGAAUGUUUGGGCUGGACCCAGGAACUCUCUUUUGGGGCCUCAAAAAGGACCCCAUGGACUUUGAGUGGAGCUACUGGAUCGAAUGGGGAAGGGAACGUAUACUGUGGCUUCUGGUUGGUCACCUGCUGGUAUCACAAGUGUCCAGGCUCCUGGUGGAGAAGUAUAAACCAUGGUGCUUGAUGGUUUAUGGAAUGGCUGCCUGCUGGUUGUUACUGGGAAUCAAGGGGUUUGCUGUCAUUUUGUUACAUGCAGCUGUUUCGUUUGCUGUGGCUCAGUUUCAGCUGUCACUCCUGACGUGGUUGUGCUCCCUUAUCCUGCUGUCCACUUUACGCAUACCAACUGUGGAAGAAACCAAGAGGAAGUGGUACGACACUGAAAAUGAGUAUUAUCUGCUGCUCUUCACUGUGUCAGUCCGCUGCCUCUUCUGCACUAGCUUCAGUCUGGAGUACUGCUGGCAUGGACCUACCCAGAAGUCAUCCCACUCAUUCCCAUGGAUGCUGGCAUAUGUGUUUUAUUAUCCCACAUUCCACAAUGGACCCCUUAUGAAUUUUGAUGAAUUCAGUAAGCAGAUGAGGAGACAAGAAGCUUUCAGUGUGAAGAGCAAUCUCAGCAUCUUAAUCGUGGGCAUAAUCCGUAUUUUCUUUUGGUGGUGCCUGGCUGAGCUGAUGAUUCAUCUCAUGUAUAUCCAUGCUCUCUACAGUAGUGCUCUGCCUUUGGAGUCUGCAUCCUACUGGGCCUUGGGUGGCCUGGCUCUAGCUCAAGUGCUGUUUUUUUACGUGAAAUACCUGGUUCUGUAUGGUGUUCCUGCCCUCCUCCUUCAAAUGGAUGGACUCAAACCUCCAACUCUGCCUCGCUGUGUGAGCCUGAUGCACAGUUUCACUAAAAUGUGGAGAAGUUUUGAUGUUGGUUUACAUCGCUUUCUGGUCAGGUACAUUUAUGUUCCAAUGGGAGGAUCUCAGUCCAGUUUGCUUGGAAUGCUAUUUUCUACAGCCCUCACUUUUGCCUUUGUAAGCUAUUGGCACGGAGGACAGAGUUAUUUGUGGUACUGGGGCACACUUAAUUGGUUUGGAGUAAUUGUGGAAAAUGGCAUCAAGAGGAUACUUUCUAUUUCACUUAUUCAAGAUUUAAUUGAACGUUUCUUCUCGCCAAGAAUUCGUCGUCGACUUCAUGCUGUCCUAGCAUCUGUUAGCACUUCAAUGUUGAUUUUAUCAAAUCUAAUAUUUCUUGGAGGAAAUCAAGUUGGAAAAAUCUACUGGAACAGGAUCUUUAUGGAAGGUUGGCCAUGGGCGACACUGACUGUUCUCGGGUUCCUGUACUGCUAUUCUCAUGUUGGAAUUGAAUGGGAGCAAAAGUAUGCUGCUACUUAGGAAUGAUACAAACAAUUAUUUUUAAGGCAGGUUUAUGAUUUUUCUACACUGCAUAUCCUAUCUACAGACGGGUGUGCCAGACCAAGAAUUCAGUCAUUGUGUUAAAAAAAAUGAAGCUCAUU
Molecule: messenger RNA, 1613 nt
Organism: Manacus vitellinus (golden-collared manakin)
Lineage: Eukaryota; Metazoa; Chordata; Aves; Passeriformes; Pipridae
Gene: HHAT
Product: hedgehog acyltransferase
Exons: 11
Coding region: 10-1491 (493 amino acids)
Biological process (GO): protein palmitoylation
Cellular component (GO): endoplasmic reticulum
Molecular function (GO): palmitoyltransferase activity
Source: RefSeq, a predicted model, not a curated record